AUGAGAAAGAAGCUGAUGAUAGAAAAAUUUGUCAGGCUGACCAAAGACACGUACGACAAAGAGACAACGAUGGUUCGCAGUAAAUGCGGCGAAAUGGAUGAUUUCGACAGUGACUUAGCAAAUCGGUCGAUGAUCGACAAUACGACGAUGAUGAAGAUACCAGUCAGCAACGGAGCCGCUACCCGUUCUGAACGGAAGAGGCAGACCGCGCGAUUCCAUUACAGCACGUCAGAUUAG
Molecule: messenger RNA, 237 nt
Organism: Soboliphyme baturini
Lineage: Eukaryota; Metazoa; Nematoda; Enoplea; Dioctophymatida; Soboliphymatidae
Source: the annotation of a GenBank genome assembly